Molecule: messenger RNA, 1101 nt
Organism: Dissoconium aciculare CBS 342.82
Lineage: Eukaryota; Fungi; Ascomycota; Dothideomycetes; Mycosphaerellales; Dissoconiaceae
Exons: 2
Coding region: 1-1101 (366 amino acids)
Source: RefSeq, a predicted model, not a curated record
AUGGCGGCCACCGACGCGACCGGCGGCCGGCCGCGCUUCGAGCCCGUUGACACAUCCUUCGGUACCGGCUUCCGCGAUGACGUCGAAUCACCCUCCCUGUCCAGCAGCAACGCCCUCGCACGUUUCGAAUUCGAGCCGGGCAGGAGCAAGGAGGGCACCAAGGUGCUCAUGGUGGAAUGGCAAGAGGAUGCGACUUCACGCGCCAUCUCGGCAGAUUGGGAGAUCAGCUGGGACGGCAAGAAAACAGUCUUGCCCGCCAAGGACUCUCAGAAACAACAGGCGCAAUCGCAACGCCCACUGACCGCCAGUGAGCUUGCUGAUGAGCCCAUCAACCGGAUGUAUUUCCUCCUCCUUCCUGGCAUGCCGAUACCUACCACCGUCCGCUUGCAGAAGGGCCCGACUCUCGCCUGGCGCACCAACCCGCUUCCUGCCAUCUUCGCACCAGAACUCGGCGCCACGGCGCUCGAAUCCGGCAAGAAGGGCGUUCUACAUACCCACUGGGCCAAGAAGCGCCUGCAGGUCUUGCAGGCGGAGAUAUCGGCAGAGGAGCGCAACAACUCCGAAGGCGUCGGCCUGGAAAUGGCUCGCGCAGAGAUGGAAUGGAUCGAGCAAAAUUUCGGCGUACAGGCUCGGCCUGUCAACAUCUCCCUUGACACCACCGGCGCAGGCGCCACGACAGGCGUCAGCGAUGUGAACAAUCUCAACACUCCGAGCAGCCCGCGCAGUCCCGGUGGCGGCCGUCUGAUGGACAAGCUCAAGGGCCUGAAACUCGGCACCAGUGAUCGGGAGCUUCAAACACCUCUGACGGCCACAUCGACCGCCGCCGGAGCUUUCUCAGACAUGCACAAUCCGCUCAGCCCAGAGACCUCCGAUGUCGCCGUCGGCGGCGGCGGCUUCGGCAGCUUCCUCGAGCUGAAGGGCGCCGCACCAACCUCGAGUCUCGCGGCCAAACCCGCCCAGCAGCCCACGGCCGCCGACGAGGAUGACGACGACGAUCUCUUCGCGUUACCGAUGAGCCCGCGCAGUCCGGAGAUGACCAAGAGUCCGUUCAGCUUCGCGGCGCAGGAUGUCGGGCGGUAUGCCAAAGGCGAGCGAGCGUGA